AUGCACCUCUGUGCGGGGGAGGGGCUGCUGACCGGGACGGACCCUGAGGGGCAGCAGAGGCAGCUGAAGAAGCAGCAGAAGAACCGGGCAUCUGCCCAGCGCAGCCGGAGGAAGCACACGGACAAGGCAGAUGCCCUGCACCAGCAGCACGAGUCCCUGGAGAGACACAACCGCGCUCUGCGGAAGGAGAUCCAGGACCUGCGGGAGGAGCUGGAGUGGUUGGGUCGGACCCUGCACAUGCACGAGCGCCUGUGCCUGAUGGGCAGUGCCUCCUGCUCGGCUCCUCUGCCCCCUGGCUGCUGGGGCCAGGCCGGGCGGCCCCUGGGCCCCGAGCUGCACAGGCAGCACGGCUGCCAGGAGUUUGUGCUCCAGCCCCCAGUCUCCUCUCCCCCGGCUCAGCAACUCUCUCCACACCCGCAGCCUGGGGGCUCCCCUGGCCCCCUCCUGUCCCCUCCGCCCUGGCUGUCCCCGAGCCCCAGCCCACUGGCGCCUUCCUCCAAGCUCAAAGCGCCCCCGCCCCACUCAUCAGCCCAACCGGCCCCCCACCAGCCCCCUGGGCCGGAGCACCUUGGCAGGGGGAAGCUGGUGCCCUCUCCGCUCAGGCCCUCGGCUGCUCUGGGGCUGGCCUGUCUGCAGGACACGGAGCACAAGCCUGCUUUCUCGGCAGCAGAACAGCCCGGGCUCCACGCCUUCCCCCUGCUCUCCUCCGCUCAAGUCCACUUCUGA
Pipistrellus nathusii (Nathusius's pipistrelle) is the source of this 726-nucleotide messenger RNA. NCBI's taxonomy places the organism in Eukaryota, Metazoa, Chordata, Mammalia, Chiroptera, Vespertilionidae. The record is from the annotation of a GenBank genome assembly.